CGCGCUGUGCUGGAGCUUCCUAAACUGUGUGUUUUACACUCGUUAUCCACAAAACACAACAUUUAACAGCACGUGCGUUCGUGCGCAUGCAGAUAUCUGAGAAUUAUAAUAUUUCUACAUCUAAUCCUUCUACACAGUGACAUCAUUUCUCUCCCUAAUUCAUGUUUUAACCUGUCACGUGAUUUGGUGUGAAUGGAAGGAGAGCCUCCAGCACCAUCACUGGUCUUCAGGUCCACUCAUCAGGGCUUUCAUGGCAGCAUCAAGACCUCGCCCCAGGACUUCGUGGUCACCGAGAUCGACGUGCGAGGGCAGCUUGUGAACAGUCCGAGCGUUCCCGAGGAACCUGUGAGGGUCAGGGAUGAUCUCAGAGAUGUUCCUCACAAAGACACCAGCAGAGGAACCCUCCUGACUGAGGAAACGCCUUCCGCUGACGGCGCAGGUGAUGGCGAGGCUCUGAGCCAGGAGUGUUUGGACCUGAGUCUGAUUCUGGGCUCGGCUCUAAUCGCGACCUUGGACCGGUUUGCCAGCGGCGUCCAGGCCAGCAGUGAGACACGCAACAUGGAGAUGUCCCUCGGAACCUUUCCUGAUAAACACCAGCGAGCCAUCGUGCACAGCGCCGUGAGACACACCUACCCCUUUCUCAUGACGGUCACCGACCACGAGGAGAUCCUGGUCAGAGAAGACCCAGACUUCAGAGAACUUUCACAGCUGGUGUCUGUAGAGGAAGCGGAGGAUUUCUUCAGGUUCAAAGACGCCAAAGUUCCCGGCUCUACCUUCAACUUCCGACCUGAUGACAUCAAAGAGCACCGGACGUCUGUUCACCAUUUUGUGAGCAGAAAAUUUGGAAAGCUGGUGGAAACCAAGAGCUUCGGGACGCAGGGGAGAACUGCUAUUACAGUGAGGCUGAGGGAGCGAGGGGGACACGCCAGGAAGAGGACGGCAGCGGAGCGGGACGAGCAGGACGUCUACACGGGUUUUACUCUGAGGAAAGAGAAUCUCGAGACGUUGGAGGCCAUCAGCUACAUGGCAGCAGUGCUCGGAGUUCUUCCCUCCGAUUUCUCCUACGCUGGAAUCAAAGACAAACGAGCCGUAAGCCAUCAGUCUAUGGUCGUCAAGAAGAUUUCUCCAGAGCGGUUGUUGGCGAAGGCGCAGAUGUUUGAGGCGAAAGGAAUCCAGCUGUCUAAACUGCACCGGGUGUCUGAGCCCCUGCGGCUGGGGCGUCUAGCAGGAAACCGCUUCGAGCUCGUCGUCCGCCACCUGAAGCCUCACGAGUCCAGCGCAGGAGAUCUGGACGGUCUCGUGAAAGAGGCUGUGGAGAACGUAAAGACUCGGGGCUUUGUGAAUUAUUACGGCCCACAGAGGUUUGGAAGCAGCCAGAAGGUGCAAGCAGACCGAGUGGGGCUCGCACUCUUGCAGGAGGACACGAACGCAGCUCUCAGGUUGUUCCUGAGCCCUGAGGAAGGUGAUGACCUUGAAAAUAAAGCCAAGCAACAUUUCCAUGAGACAGGGAACGCUAAAGAAAGCCUGGCCCUGAUGCCCGUGUACAAGGCCAGGGAGCGGCUGAUGCUGCGAGCUCUGCACCGCUACGGCGGCGGCCCGGACGGCGCCACUCACGCCUGGCUCAGCCUGCCGCACGCCAUCAGGGUGUUCUACCUGCACGCCUACUGCAGCCGCGUGUGGAACCAAGCAGCGUGCUUCAGGCUGCAGGCUCUAGGACCCAGGGCCGUCCAGGGAGACCUGGUCUUAUCUACGUCCUGCAGCGAAGAAGAAGCAGCUCAGACCUCACAGGUGCACGUCAUCACGGCUGCAGAGGAGCGCGACGGCGUCUUCUCACUCGAUCAGGUGGUCCUGCCCAUGCCAGGAAACAGCGUCAAGUACCCCGAGAACGCGCUGGGCCCGUGGUACCAGGACAGACUGGGGCGGGACGGCCUUCGCUCCUGUAGAUUCAGGAUCCCCUCGCUUAAACUCAACGUCCCGGGCUGCUACCGCCCCCUAGUGUCCUACCCUCGUGACGUCUCCUAUAGCCUGCACACUGAUCAGGACACACAGGACACGGUCGUGGAAGCGUCCCCGUGCAGAACCAACCUGGAGCUGUCCUUCAGCCUGAACGCUUCCUGUUACGCCACCGUGUGUCUCCGAGAAAUCAUGAAGUGUGACCCGUAGGAGAUCCGAGUGACCACACACACACACACACACACAA
Messenger RNA from Clarias gariepinus (North African catfish), 2200 nucleotides. It is a transcript of the gene pus7l, whose product is annotated as pseudouridine synthase 7 like. The record is from RefSeq and is a predicted model, not a curated record. Gene Ontology annotation, cellular component: nucleus. Gene Ontology annotation, molecular function: RNA binding; pseudouridine synthase activity. The transcript is spliced from 8 exons. Bases 193 to 2163 code for a protein of 656 amino acids. Gene Ontology annotation, biological process: pseudouridine synthesis. NCBI's taxonomy places the organism in Eukaryota, Metazoa, Chordata, Actinopteri, Siluriformes, Clariidae.